Messenger RNA from Chaetomium globosum CBS 148.51, 1407 nucleotides. RefSeq lists its product as uncharacterized. The record is from RefSeq and is a predicted model, not a curated record. Gene Ontology annotation, molecular function: L-alanine:2-oxoglutarate transaminase activity; pyridoxal phosphate binding. NCBI's taxonomy places the organism in Eukaryota, Fungi, Ascomycota, Sordariomycetes, Sordariales, Chaetomiaceae. Gene Ontology annotation, biological process: biosynthetic process. The transcript is spliced from 3 exons. The coding region runs from base 1 to 1407 and encodes 468 amino acids.
AUGGCGUCCAACUCGGGCCGACGGCUCAACAUUGACAACAUUAACCAGCACAUCGUGUCGGCCAAGUACGCUGUGCGUGGUGAGCUGGCCGUCAAGUCGGAGGAGUACCGCGCGGCCCUGCAUAACGGAGCGACCGAUCUCCCCUUCAAGCAGGUCAUCUCGGCCAACAUCGGCAACCCGCAGCAGCUCGACCAAAAGCCCAUCACCUUCUUCCGCCAAGUCCUCAGCAUCCUCGAGAACCCGACCCUGCUCGAGAAGAGCGAUGUGUUGGUGAAUCACCUAGGCUAUAAGCCCGAUGUGCUUGAGCGUGCCAAGAAGCUGCUUGCCGCGGUUGGCUCUGUGGGUGCCUACAGUGCUAGCAACGGCGCUCCCGCCAUCCGUCAAAGCAUCGCCGACUUCCUCGAGAGGCGUGAUGGCUUCCCUGCCAACCAGGCUGACAUCUACCUCUCGGCUGGUGCUUCCUCGGGUGUCAACACCCUCUUGCAUGUCAUCUGUGCCAAUGAGAAGUCCGGCAUCCUCGUCCCCAUCCCCCAGUAUCCCCUGUACACCGCCUCCCUCUCGGUCCUGAACGCCGCCUGCGUGCCGUACCUCCUGGACGAGCAAAAGAACUGGGGCACCGACCUGGCCACCAUCAAGGCCGCCCACGAGAAGGCCGAGGCCGAAGGCAUCGACGUGCGUGCCAUCGUCAUCAUCAACCCGGGCAACCCGACGGGCGCCUCGCUUUCCGAGGAAGACAUCCGCGCCGUCAUCGAAUUCGCCCGCGAGAAGCGGCUUGUAAUCCUCGCCGACGAGGUCUACCAGACCAACGUCUUCGUCGGCGAGUUCAUCAGCUUCAAGCGCAUGCUGCGGCAGCUACAACGCGAGCAACCGGGCGCCUACGACUCGGUCGAGCUCGCCUCGCUGCACUCCGUAUCCAAGGGCAUGACGGGCGAGUGCGGCCACCGCGGCGGCUACUUCGAGCUCGUCGGCUUCGACCCGCUCGUCCAGGGCCGAGAUCUACAACUGAUGGUCAACCCCCCGCGGCCUGGCGAGCCCUCCCACGAGCUCUACGCCCGCGAGUACGACGGUAUCUUUGGCGGCCUGCGCGAGCGCGCCACCGCCCUGCACAAGGCCUUUGAGCAGAUGGAGGGCGUCGAGUGCGGCGCCCCGCAGGGCUCCAUGUACCUCUUCCCCACCAUCACCCUGUCGGCCAAGGCCGCCGAGGCCGCCGCCGCCGAGGGCCGCACCCCGGACGAGUUCUACUGCAUGCGCCUGCUCGAGGCCACGGGCGUGUGUGUCGUGCCGGGGUCCGGCUUCGGCCAGAAGGAGGGCACCCUGCACUUCCGGACCACUUUCCUCGCGCCGGGGACGGAGUGGGUGGGGAGCAUUGUCAAGUUCCAUGCUGAGUUUAUGGAGAAGUAUCGUUGA